AUGAGCGGUGGCUUCCUUCAAGGUGAGAGUUAUGAUUAUGGCCAAUUUCCUCCUGAACAGAAAGAAUAUAAGGUCAUCCAUCUGAGAAGUGGUAAGGUAGCAGAUCUAGAAGAAAAGGUUAGUGAGGAGCCGGUUGAAAGAGAAGCCCCGGAGGAGGCCAAGGAGAAAGAAGAGCACGCCCCCUCUAGACACCCGAAAAACCAUUUUCUAGAUGAUCUUGAGAAGUAUUCGGCAUUGUCUAAGGCACCUGAGUAUAAGCCUAAGAUGCCAUAUCCUCAAAGGCUUCAGAAGGCUUCCAAAGACAAGCAGUUUUCCAGAUUUUUAGAGGUCUUUAGGAAGCUUCAGAUCAACAUUCCUUUUGCAGUGGCCCUUGAGCAAAUGCUUCUUUAUGCCAAGUUUAUAAAGGAGUUGUUGACUAACAAGAGGAAUUGGAAAGAAAGUGAGAUAAUGAGAGCCUUAUGUGAUAUUGGAGCUAGCAUCAAUCUCAUGCCACUAUUCUUGAUGAGAAAGCUCCAAAUUGAUGAGGUAAAACCCACUUGUAUUUCUCUUCAACUUGCUGAUUGUUCAAUUAAGUUUCCUCUUGGAGUUGUUGAGAAUUUACUAGUGAAAGUAGGACCAUUUAUUUUUCCUGCGGACUUUGUCAUGCUGGAUAUGGAAGAGGAUAAAAAUGCCUUUAUUAUUCUUGGAAGACCCUUUUUAGUUAUAGGAAGAGCCCUUAUUGAUGUUCAAAAGGGUGAAUUAACUUUGAGGGUCAAUGAAGAGAAGGUUGUGCUUAAUGUGCUUGAGGCUUUGCAACGCCCUAAUGAUUUUGAAGGGUGUAUCAUACCUCAGGUGAGUGAGGAUCGAUCUCACGAGGAUUGA
Arachis ipaensis is the source of this 861-nucleotide messenger RNA. RefSeq lists its product as uncharacterized. Lineage: Eukaryota; Viridiplantae; Streptophyta; Magnoliopsida; Fabales; Fabaceae. The record is from RefSeq and is a predicted model, not a curated record.